AUGGUGAAAGAUGCGACGUUCUUUGCUAUGUCUAUAGGAGCCUUCGCUUUAUGACAAACCAUUGACAAAAUCCAUGUCUAGAUCUCUCUUCAUCAAGAUGAGAUUGAGAAGCAAGAGAGGAUGGAGAAGGAAGCAGAUAUCAGAAGAUUGAGAGCAGAUCAAAUUAGAGAAAACAAAGAGUGGAAGUCUCUUGCCUAA
Solanum pennellii is the source of this 198-nucleotide messenger RNA. RefSeq lists its product as uncharacterized. Lineage: Eukaryota; Viridiplantae; Streptophyta; Magnoliopsida; Solanales; Solanaceae. The record is from RefSeq and is a predicted model, not a curated record. The transcript has a single exon.